Messenger RNA from Arabidopsis arenosa, 2919 nucleotides. Lineage: Eukaryota; Viridiplantae; Streptophyta; Magnoliopsida; Brassicales; Brassicaceae. The record is from the annotation of a GenBank genome assembly.
AAUCUCUCUCUCUCUCUCUCUCUCUCUCUCUCCAUGAGAACUCUAAUCUCUCACCGGCAAUGUGUGACGUCACCGUUUCUUAUCUCCGCCGCAUCUCCACCGUUUCCUGGCCGGUGCUUUCAGUUAUCCUCCUUUACUCCUCCACGUCAUAGGCGUCUUUCCUCUCUCUCGAUCAGAAACGUUUCGGAUGAAUCCCCCGCCGAUCAGACUUCUUCUUCUUCUUCUUCUAGGCCGCGAACUCUUUAUCCUGGUGGUUACAAGCGUCCCGAACUCGCCGUUCCCGGUCUACUUCUCCGGCUAGACGCGGAUGAGGUUAUGAGUGGAAAUCGUGAAGAGACUGUCGAUUUGGUCGACCGUGCUUUAGCUAAAUCGGUUCAAAUCGUCGUGAUUGAUGGCGGAGCUACCGCUGGUAAGCUCUAUGAGGUGGCUUGUUUGCUGAAAUCGCUUGUCAAGGGUCGUGCUUACCUCUUGAUCGCCGAACGCGUUGAUAUCGCCUCCGCCGUUGGUGCUAGUGGCGUUGCUCUCUCCGACGAAGGUCUUCCGGCGAUAGUGGCGAGAAACACAUUGAUGGGAUCCAAUCCCGACUCGGUAGUUCUUCCAUUGGUAGCUAGGAUUGUGAAGGAUGUUGAUUCUGCUCUAAGUGCCUCUAGCUCUGAGGGUGCUGAUUUCCUUAUACUUGGAGCUGGUGAAGAUAAACAAGUUGGUUUCUUGGUGGAAGCUUUGUUGAAGAGCGUGAAAAUACCUAUAUUUGUGACUUGCAGAAGCAAUGGAGAAGCUAAAGAAGAAUUGCAGUUACUGAAAUCAGGUGCUUCUGGUUUUGUUAUUUCGUUGAAAGAUCUGCGUUCUUCUAGGGAUGUAGCUCUUCGCCAGUGUCUUGAUGGUGCUCAUGUUGUAAAUCAUGAGACACAAAAUAAGAAUGAAAGCAUUCUUAACGAUACAUCAUUCGUUGAAGUUAGUGACCUGCCGGAGAAAAACAAUUCUGCUGGGUUCAUAAAAUUAGAGGACAAACAGAAACUAAUAAUAGAAAUGGAGAAAUCAGUGUUGAAAGAGACGAUUGAAAUCAUCCAGAAGGCGGCUCCACUGAUGGAGGAGGUCUCCCUUCUAAUUGAUGCUGUUUCUCGGAUUGAUGAGCCGUUUCUGAUGGUUAUAGUGGGUGAAUUUAACUCUGGAAAAUCAACGGUUAUCAAUGCACUUCUUGGGAAGAGAUACCUGAAAGAGGGGGUAGUCCCCACUACCAAUGAAAUCACUUUUCUGUGCUACUCUGACUUGGAAUCCGAAGAGCAACAACGUUGCCAAACGCAUCCAGAUGGCCAAUAUGUAUGCUAUCUUUCUGCACCAAUACUCAAGGAUAUUAAUAUUGUUGACACACCUGGGACCAAUGUGAUCCUUCAAAGGCAACAGCGUCUUACAGAAGAAUUUGUUCCACGUGCAGAUUUGCUUGUUUUCGUUCUUUCUGCUGACCGCCCUUUAACUGAAAGCGAGGUUGCGUUUCUCCGGUACACACAGCAGUGGAAGAAGAAAUUUGUGUUUAUUCUGAAUAAAUCUGAUAUCUACCGUGAUGCCCGUGAGCUUGAAGAAGCGAUUUCAUUUGUUAAGGAGAAUACACGGAAGUUGCUUAAUACAGAAAAUGUGAUAGUGUAUCCGGUGUCCGCACGGUCUGCUCUUGAGGCGAAGCUUUCAACAGCUUCUUUGGUUGGCAGAGAUGAUCUUGAGGUCUCAGAUCCUGGUUCUAAUUGGAGAGUCCAGAGCUUCAAUGAACUUGAGAAAUUUCUUUAUAGCUUCUUGGAUAGCUCAACUGCUACCGGGAUGGAGAGAAUAAGGCUUAAAUUGGAGACACCCAUGGCGAUUGCUGAGCGUCUCCUUGCUUCUGUGGAAUCUCUUGUGAGACAAGAUUGCCUAGCUGCUAGUGAAGACUUGGCUUCAGCAGACAAGAUUAUCAAUCGAACUAAAGAAUACGCGCUUAAGAUGGAAUAUGAGAGCAUUUCUUGGAGAAGGCAGGCUCUCUCAUUGAUUGAUAAUGCCAGAUUACAAGUUGUUGAUCUAAUAGGAACUACCCUGCGACUAUCAAGCCUUGAUCUUGCGGUCUCUUACAUGUUCAAAGGGGAAAACUCGGCCUCAGUAGCAGCUACAUCCAAAGUUCAAGGUGAAAUACUCGCUCCAGCACUCACAAAUGCUAAAGAGUUGCUUGGAAAAUAUGCUGAAUGGCUACAAUCAAAUACUGCCCGUGAAGGGAGUCUGUCCCUGAAAUCAUUCGAAAACAAAUGGCCAACAUAUGUCAAUUCAAAAACUCAAUUGGGCAUAGAAACAUAUGAUUUACUCCGGAAAACUGAUAAAUUCAGCUUGAAAACAAUACAGAAUUUGAGUGCCGGAACCACAUCAAAACGAUUGGAACAAGAUAUUCGAGAAGUGUUCGUUGUGACAGUUGGUGGGCUUGGAGCUGCGGGACUAUCUGCAUCACUUCUAACCUCAGUGCUACCCACCACAUUGGAAGAUCUUCUUGCUCUUGGCCUUUGCUCCGCUGGAGGGUAUGUGGCUAUAGCAAACUUCCCUUAUCGAAGACAAGCUAUAAUUGGCAAGGUGAAUAAAGUGGCUGAUGCGUUGGCUCAACAACUAGAAGAUUCUAUGCGAAAAGAUCUUUCAGAUGCGACUAAUAAUCUAGUAAAUUUUGUGAAUAUCGUUGCCAAGCCUUAUCGAGAAGAAGCUCAGCUAAGACUUGAUCGUCUUUUAGGAAUCCAGAAAGAACUAUCAGAUAUUAGAAGUAAAUUACAGUUGCUACAAGUUGAUAUUGAUAACCUUCAUGUAUCACGAGAUGAGAUGAGACUUUAGCUGUUCCAACACAAUGUCGGGGUUUCCCUUCUUGACAUUGUUCAGUGGGGGGCAAGUGUAUGUACUUUGUCAUAAUGAAUAAGACCUGCCAGU